Messenger RNA from Phaethon lepturus (White-tailed tropicbird), 3114 nucleotides. RefSeq names its product tenascin N (gene TNN). NCBI's taxonomy places the organism in Eukaryota, Metazoa, Chordata, Aves, Phaethontiformes, Phaethontidae. Gene Ontology annotation, molecular function: protein binding. The record is from RefSeq and is a predicted model, not a curated record. The transcript is spliced from 15 exons. Bases 1 to 3114 code for a protein of 1037 amino acids.
AUGGAUUUCCAGAGCUGGCUUGCUUUCCCAAUAGGAGUAUUUCUGUGCUGUGCUCUUCAGACAUCUGCCAUUCAACAACCUGCACCUCACAACUGCGCCAGCGAUAGUCAAAGCAUAUCCUUCAGCCACUCCUACAAGAUUGACCUGCCCACAUCCUCCCAGAUUAAGGUGGAGGCUGAUCCAUUACAGGAUGAAGACAACAGUGAGGUCCAGCUAGAUCCUGGAGAGGCUGAGGAAAAUGAAGAGCAGGAUAUCAUCUUUAGGCACAACAUCCAUGUGCACACACCCAAAGGGGACUGUGAAACUUUGACCCACAUUAAGGGUCUGCUUGAGAGGAUGGAGAAGCUGGAGAAAGAAGUGGCAGAGCUGAGAGAAGUUUGCGGCCCUCAGGAGUGCUGCAGGGGGAGCCAAGGUGUCUUGCAUUGCAGCGGCCAUGGGACUUUCCUCUAUGAGACUUGCAGCUGUAAGUGUGCCGAGGGCUGGGAGGGCAGUGACUGCUCCCACCCCACCUGCCCCGGCCACUGCCGUGGCCACGGGCGCUGCGACGGCGGGAAGUGUAUCUGUGAUGAGCCUUAUUUUGGUGAGGACUGCAGUCAGCAGCUCUGUCCUGAGAACUGCAGCGGCAAUGGGAUCUGUGACACAGCCAAAGGGAUCUGCCAGUGCUAUGAAGAAUUCAUUGGAGAGGACUGCAGCGAGAAACGAUGUCCCGGGGACUGCAGUGGCAAUGGGUUCUGUGACACAGGAGAGUGCUACUGCCACGAUGGCUUCUUUGGCCUUGACUGCUCCCAGGUGCUUGCUCCUCAGAACCUGCAGCUACUGAACUCCACAGAGAACUCUCUAACUGUCAGCUGGGAUCAAAUGAUUGAUGUGGAUAAUUACCUCAUUAGCUAUUAUCCAGUAGGGUAUGAGACGUUGGUGAAACAAGUCCAUGUGCCCAAAGAGCAGCUCAGCUAUGAGAUUGUGGGUCUCCACCCUGGCACUACGUAUAAUGUCACACUUCGUCAUGUGAAGAAGGGGAUUGCCAGUGAGCCCAAGUAUCUAGAAGCAAGUACAGACCUUUCUGCACUCAAUGCCAUCUGGGUGACAGAGGAGAUGGAGCACUCCCUGGAAGUGGAGUGGGAGAACCCACCAACAGAUGUGGAUUAUUACAAGGUGAAGUUCAGAUCCCUGGUGGGAAUGGACGAGAAGCAGAUCAUGGUGCCCAAAAGCAAUGACCCUAAGAGCAGACACAUCAUGACUGGCCUGAAACCUGGCACAGAAUAUGAAGUCACUGUCAUACCUGUGAAAGACAAUACAGAGGGGAAACCAUUCUCAGCGAGUGGCAGGACCGGACUUGAUAGCCCAACCAAUGUGGCAACUGACCGAGUGACAGAGGAUACAGCCACUGUCUUAUGGAAUAAAGUUGAGGCUCCCAUAGACAGGUACAUGGUGAGAUACACCUCAGCUGAUGGGGACAUCAAGGAAAUAGAGGUGGGGAGUGAAAAUGACAUCAUCACCUUACUGGAUCUGAAGCCAGGCAUGGAAUACAUCAUCCACAUCUGGGCAGAGAAGGGACUACAGCGGAGCAAGGAGGCAAGCACUAGAGCUGUGACAGAAAUCGACAGCCCAGCUCACCUAGUGACUGACCAAGUGACAGAGAACACAGCCACCAUCUCCUGGGACAAGGUCCAGGCUCUCAUAGAUAGGUAUGUGGUGAACUACACCUCUGUUGAUGGUGACACAGAGGAGAUGGAAGUGGGGAAGAAUGAGACUACCACGACUCUGAUGGGACUGAAACCUGGCGUUGAGUAUGUCAUCUACCUCUGGGCAGAGAAGGGAGCCUGGCAGAGCAAGAGCACCAGCACUGAGGCGGUGACAGAAAUGGACAGCCCAAAGAAUCUGGUAACUGACCAAGUGACAGAGAACUCAGCCACCAUCUCCUGGGACAGCGUCCAGGCUCCUAUAGACAGGUAUAUGGUCAGCUACGCUUCUGCUGAUGGGGACACCAAGGAAAUAGAAGUGGGGAAGAACAGGAGCAUUACCACCCUGACAGGACUGAAACCAGGCACGAAGUACACCAUCCAUCUCUGGGCAGAGCUGGGAAGCAAGCAGAGCAAGCGGGCAAGCACUGACAUGCUGACAGAGAUUGAUCCUCCCAAGAACCUCCAUGUAUCAGAUGUGACUCAUUCUACUGGCGUGGUUACCUGGACUCCUCCUAAGGCACAGAUUGAUGGCUACGCUCUGAGCUACCAGGGUCGAGAUGGUAUGAGCAAGGAAGUACAGCUGGGUCCUAGCGAACAACGGUUUGUGCUGGAAGGGCUGGAACAAGGAGUGAGGUAUGCCAUCUUUGUAAUGGCCUAUAAGGAAGAUCGCCAGAGCAGACAGACAGACAGUACCUUCUCAACAGUUAGCUUCCUCUACCCGUAUCCCGCGGACUGCAGCCAGACGCAGCAGAAUGGAAAUGCCUCCAGCGGCAUGUACACCAUUUACCUGAACGGGGAUGGCAGCAGGCCGAUGCGGGUGUACUGUGACAUGACCACUGAUGGAGGCGGGUGGAUAGUGUUUCAGAGGCGGAGCACUGGCGAGGUGGAUUUCUACAAACGCUGGAAAAAUUAUGUGGAAGGCUUUGGAGAUCCCACUGGGGAAUUUUGGCUUGGUCUUGACAAGCUGCACAAUCUCACAAGCAGCAGCGCCAUCCGCUAUGAGCUCCGGGUGGAUUUGUGGACAGACAGCGAAUCUGUCUAUGCUGUCUAUGACUUCUUCCAGGUUGCCUCGAGCAGGGACAGAUACAGGCUGUCGGUGGGGAAUUACACAGGCAAUGCUGGGGAUGCAAUGACCUACCACAAUGGCUGGAAGUUCACAACGUGGGACAGAGACAAUGAUGUGGCUCUCAGCAACUGUGCUCUGACACACCAUGGUGCGUGGUGGUACAAGAACUGCCACUUGGCCAACCUCAAUGGGAAAUAUGGGGAGAGCAAGCACAGCGAGGGGGUGAACUGGGAGCCAUGGAAAGGCCAUGAAUUCUCCAUCCCUUUUACUGAGAUGAAGAUCCGUCCUCAGUCUUCCAGUAAUGAGCCAAUCCUGGGGAGGAAGAAGAGGGCUCUAUCAGGGAAAAGGAAGACGGUCAGGGCUUAA